GGGAUGCUCACAUGCUACUUAGCUAAGCUUUCUGACUUUUCUUAAAAAACUGUAACCCAAUACUGAAUGACUGUGGUACUCAAAUCUGGAAAUUAAGAAAUAUGCAUUCAUCCUCUCACUUGUUGUGCAACAACGGUUAUGACCUCCUGACAACUUAUAGACAGAAACGAAGUAUUCCUGGUUUGCUUUUUGGCUCACUGCUGAUAGCUUUUGCUAAAGGGUCUUGAUGUACCCUAUAGCAGUACUAUAGUCACCCCUACUUCUACAAAUAAAAGGAUUUGUUAUAUUAACCAACAUAAUUAAAACUUUAAAAAUGGAAAGUCUCCUGUAAAUGGUCAAAAGUAAGUGCAUCAGGGAGGUUACUUCACACUCCAGUUGCCUUUUAUAGGAAUUCUUUCACCUUCCUUGAAUAGGUAAGGUUCUGGAUAAUGUGCCUGAUUCCAGUCCUCCUACAGAAAAUGUGAGUCUAAGGAGAAUGAGAAAUACUACAGACCUAAUACUCUUUAAUGAGAAAAGUAAAGACCUUAAAUGAACCAUUCGUUUGCUCCGUAUGCACUAUUUUUUUAAUUGUAAUUACUUUCUGACUCUUUUGUGGUCUGGUUUGCAGAUUCAAACAUCUCGCUUCACGCGUUACAAGUUUAUCCUUCUCGAAGGGCUUUUCUGCAGUGUGGUUUUUUAACAUGUAAGAGAGAACAAAAAUGGUUUUCUGUAACAUUUUAUUAUCUAUUGCUCCUUUCCUUCUGCUCUACACUAAGUAUCUCAGGAGAGCUUAAGGCCAACUGCACUAUCUGUACAGCAGAUGCUGUCCCAUCAUCAUGUACCCUGGAAUUCAUGCAUGACUCCAAGGAGACUAGACAUACACAUUCCAUUUAUCCCCAAGCUGCAUACUAACACAAAGCCAUGAAUGCACAUAAAGAAGAGCAACAAAGGGGAGAAACAAAAUUUCUAGGCAGCAAAGAAAUUCAGAUAAACUGGAAGUAUUAUCUAUAUAUUCUUUUUGUUUAGAAAUUGAUCAUGAACAGAUAACUUGUAUUAAAUGAAUUUCCAUUCUUAAUUCUCCAAAUAAGAAUUUAAAUCAAUCUGUCUGGAUUUAAAUUUUUAUUAUACGGUCUUAGAAAACACUCGUAACCAAAUCACUGGAGCAGUAAAUCUACCGAGGAGUGGAAGUAAGUAUUUUAGGGAAAGCAGGAGACAGCAGAUAAUAAAUAUCCAAUGACACAACGCAUCUGUUGUCUACGCUGUCAUUGCUUCUUGCCAAAAAAAAUAACGGCUUAACGUAUCUCUUCUCCAUCACUGCUUCUGAUGAAAAUCUGGUAUUUACUGAACAGCAGAAGAAUGUAACUAGAUCAGAUCAAAGGCCUAGCCAGUUAGCUUUCUUCUGACAGAGAUGAACAGCAGAAGGCUAAAGAAGAGUUUAGAACAGGGUAUUGUAAUAUUUCCUCAGUAAGGAAUUCCCUAAGCUUCCAAUAGCUCAUGACCAGCAACCUUAGGCAUCUGGCUUUGUUACAGUACCUGUGUUUUUAAUAAUCUUUGACAUGCUUUCUGUCAUGAAUUUUCCUUAUUUGACUCUUUGAAUGCACACAGACUUUUGUUAUCUGUAUUAUAUUGUGCCAGUGAGUUUCAAACUUUAACUAAAUAUUGCUUGAAAAAGAAUCUCACAAAAAGUAUGUCCAAAAAUAUCUUAAAAUUAAAAAAAAAUGUAACUUUACAAACCAAACUCUGCCAGGAAUUAGCUGUGUGCGGUUUUAACUAAGCUCUGGCAUUUGUUCGAGAAGAAUUUUCAUAAUGUCAAAAUUAACAAACUUCUCCCAUCUGAACCACCAUAUGGAAAUGCUAGUAAUAAAGAGCCUAGAAUUACUGAAAUACUGUGUUUCUCUCUAGGCAGCUCUGCAGACCAAAUGAUGCACUGUAAUGUAAUGUAAAAAAGAGAUUACUUAGUGACUUAAUUUACAUCAUGUAAAUGAUAGCCAAAUAGGAUAUCACACGUUGAAUGUUACACACAACUGCUCUAAGGCAAUGAUUAUGCCACAAUAUGAAUACAGUAACAUUUGAUAAUCUCUAGUAUCUUUCAACAUAUAGUAUCUACAGUUGUCUAGAAUUAACUCUUUUAAACGUGCUACUUUACAAGAACAAAACCCAACAAAUUAAGCACUGCAUAACUGUAGCAGAAUAUUUAAUUCUACCAGAGAAAUAACGUACUAAGAUCUGCUAUGAAACAUCUUCAAAACAUGGCGUAUACAGUAAGCACGCCAUUUAACUUUCGGAGAGGUACGUGCAUGUGGUCAGCGUUACAGGCCUGUACCAUUAUUUGUCGUCUUCUCGCUAUAUCGCUCUGUAUCGCUCGCCCACGUCCUUUGCUGGGAUGCGUUUGCAAAGAGGCAGCUCCACGCCAUGCUGGCACCCAGAGCUGCCAGGAAACCCAAGGCAGCGCUAACCCACCACCCCUCAGCAGACACGCUGCAAGACGGCCGGCUACUCGGGCCCCAGGACAAACCACCCCGCCUCCCGCCCGGCUCUGAGGCGAAGCACCUCCGGGCAGCGCCGCAAAGGGCUUGUUCUGCGCUUGGACACCUGAGGGAAAGCACAGGACUUCGUGGGGCAAAACCUCAACCCUGCGCCAUCGACGGCAACAUCAACACCGACUGGUACGAGCCGAUUGUGAGUUCAUUUCGGUCAGCCUUUCCACAACGGGGAAAAAAAAAGGGGGGGGGGAGAAAUAGAAAUUGAGCCUCCGGGGCUUCCCGAUGAUGACGACGACUGGUACCUGUGGCCGCGCCCGUCCCAGCUAAGGAAGACAACAGGAAGCUAACCCUAUCUACCGCCGUCUCCGGGCGGUCCCGCCGCUCACCCGGGACACGCCGCCGCCAUUCGCGCCCCUCCCCGGCUUCCCAGCAGCCGCCUCGAGCGACCUCCCGCCCUCCCGCCCAGAGCCCCGGGCCCCGGGCCCGGCAGAGCGCCGCACAACGGGGCCCGCCCGAGGCCGCACCCCGCCCGGAGGCGGGCGCAGACGCCGGCCGCGCAUGCGCCUGACGUCCCCGCUCGUGCGGAGGGGCCGCAGGCCGCGUUUCUUAGCGACGAGGUGACGCCAUGUGCGGCGCCCCGGGGUUGCUGCUGGCCCUGCUGCUGGCGCGGCUGGCCGCCGGGAGUCCCGGCACCCCGCCUGGAGCCGCCGCCGAGCUCGCCGCAGGGGCUGCGCAUCGGGCUGCUCCCCGAAGCGAGGAAGCGGCAUCGCGCCGAGCCCCCGCUGCCCGCGCGGGCCGGGCCGGCACCCAGCCCUCCGCAGCCGGGCCCCGCCGCGGCGCUCCUGCUCCUCCGCUCCGCCGCCGCGCCCCGCGGGCCGCCGCCGCCGCCUUCCCCGCCCGCCGCUUGCCGCCCGUCGCCUGCGGCCUGCGCGACCCCGGCGCCGCCGACUCGUCUCGCCUCUCCGGCGGCUGCAGAAGGGGAGCUUGUCUUUGCAGGUCUGUGAGGCAAGUGUGCGUGGAAAAAUCGCUCAUGUUCAGAAGUAAUACUCCUUAUCCUACUGAUACCGUUGCUGUCCCUGGUGGGCAUGGUCUGCUGUUCUGUGUGCAGCUGGAUGACUCAAAGCUGAACUGUUUCCAACAGCCACAGGAUAUCAAAGAAUCUGAUUUUCUGAAGUUCUUAGGGAAGUACGGCAGACAUUCUUUCUUAGCACCAUCACAAGUCCAGCCAUCAUCCUCUGCCUUUUACCGGGCUGGUGAUCCAAUCCUAAUCUACUUUGAUUCAUCAUCUGUACUGAGCAUGCUUAGACAGCCAGUAAAAAUGGGAGCCAGUGGACUUUGUGUUGAUGGAAAUCCUGCCGGCUUCCUGGACAGUAAAAGCACAAGCUGUACUCGGAUUUUUGCCAACUUGAGCAAGAGCUGCAUUACUGACCCUGCCCUAAAUGCUGCUUCCUACUACCGUGACUUCACUGUGCUAAAGGUCCCAAUUAAUGACACCAUUGUGCAGUCCAUGAAGGUAAAGGUGACUGCAGUUGCACCGCCUGGAGCUCCCCACAUGAAAGACAACGCAUGUAACAAUGUUGUUUCUGAGGUUAUCUAUGAGAUAGAAUUCAGUGGCACGCAUGGGAUUCAGAGUGUUUCUGUCCGGUUCAAAGUGACCAGCAUCUCUGGGAACUCGGGAUCCUCUCUGCAGCAGCGCUUCACUUUGCACUUCUGGACCAGGACUCUUUCUCACAUGUUGCCUAGAAGUGGAAACCCUGGCUAUAUCACUGGAGCACCGCUGUUGAUUGCAAACGGUGGUGCCAUGCAGCAUAUGAGCAUUUUACGGAGUGAAGGUGAUGGAAGUUGCUCACAGUUCCUCAGACAUACAGUACAAUUUGGAAGAAAUAUGAGGACAGGCUGCAAGCUCAGCCUAUCUCAAAUACUGGAAGAAAGUAACUGUAGUUACAUCCAGCAGAAGUUAUACAAGGCUCUUCAGGGGAUGGACAGAGCAGAGAGCCUUGCUGUAACUGGCAGCGCUCAUUCAACCCAGGCAGAAGAGUGGACAGCCAUUCUGAUUCAGAACUGCAGUGCGCAGGCAAUGAAUUGCACUUCCUGUUGCAUGGUUCCUGUGACCCUGGAGGUACAGAUAUUGUGGACUAAGGUGGGCCUCCUGUCCAACCCACAAGCUCAAAUACUGGGUGCACGGUACUUUUAUCAGUGUCGCCCCCUGAAGUUCCUAAGCACAAGCACGGUACCUUUGACAACUGUCGUUACCUUCACUGACAUGACGGAAUGGCCAGAACCUCCACGAGGCCAGCCCCAAAUGCACUGGAAACUCCCAUUUGACAUCUUUUUCCCAUUCAAAGUGGCGUUGAAUUUGGAAAGAAGUUAUAGAAGUGAUCUGGCUGGCUAUUUUUUGUUGAUUCUAAUAAUGUCUAGUAUUCUCUGCUUUUGAAAAGUCAAAUAGACAGGACCUGUACUUAAAGUUCAGUAAGUGAAUUGACACAUCCAGAAUAUGAUCCAGAUCAUGGACUUUUCUGCUCAGGUUCUUUACUGUGCCUAUGAUAUGUAUGUGCCUUCUGUUCUUGGAUUAAGCCAUGUGGACUAGCUUCUGUCCUGCGUCCUCUCAUGCCCCUGUUCUCCAUAUGCAUCAUCUGUGAACCUCACUGCAGUGAAACACUUGAGAGAUGGAGAGAUCAAGAGACAUUGCAUCAAUGAGGAACAAGGAGGAGGACAUUGAAAUGAACAUUCCAUGUUCCCAGAAAGCAAGAGUGCUUUCUAAACCAAGGAGUGUGGAGAGAGGAGCAGAGUUCAAUCCAAGCAUUUUGGAGCUGCAUUUGGUCAUCUUCUGAUUGGAGAAGCACCUGAUUUUUCUACAUGGAACUAACCGAACAUUUAAAAAUACAGGAGCCCUCCCACGCUGCCUGAAUUAUUAUGACUACACUUGUAUGCCAGUCACCUUUAAUCUGUCCUUAUUACAUGACAACCAUGCCUCUGUGACAGUUUUUGACUUGUGUUUUUGUCUUUUCAAAGACAGAUGUUCGAUUGAAAUUUUUGUUUUAAUCCCUGUUUACAUUAGCACUAGUGUUACACAAAGCAAAGUAACUGUAAAUGUCCCAUCCUCUGAAAUAUAAUUGAAUUUUAAUUGUCAAGACAGCUUCCCUCCUGAUUUUUUUUUUUCUUGAAGAAACAGGCCUGAAUAUGGUUUCUCCUAAAUAAGAAACAUUCUCUUGUGGCUCCAGAUCAGAACUGGACUGAUAAUGAUAGCCACUGAAAUUCUAGGUGGCACAUCAGAGAUUUGUGAAACAGUCCUAAAGAAAAAAAGCCAUUAUUUUAGGAUGAAUCUGUAGAUGUAUUAUGAGACUGAAGCUUACUGUAAUACCUUACCUCUGGCUCAGUCUCUGGGACAGAGCUUGCUGUUUUUGAAGUCGAAGGCGAUCUUCUGAUUAUCUGGUCUGCCCCACUGCAUCACACACACUCAGGAAAUCUGCUCAAUCAUUCCAUUAAGUUGUUGGACAACGGUAUUUUUUUUAGCAAAGGAUUUAUUAUUAUGGAAAAAUGGGCAAGAAAAUCAGAGAAAUCUAGCCUACCUUUAACAAAAUGUAUUUGCUGCUUUUGUACGCAUACUGUGUAUAGCGACUUUACUGCUCUUUGUCAUUACAAACUUAAACACAAGAACGCAAAAA
Messenger RNA from Grus americana (Whooping crane), 6127 nucleotides. It is a transcript of the gene TCTN3, whose product is annotated as tectonic family member 3. NCBI's taxonomy places the organism in Eukaryota, Metazoa, Chordata, Aves, Gruiformes, Gruidae. The transcript has 13 exons. The coding region runs from base 3088 to 4896 and encodes 602 amino acids. The record is from RefSeq and is a predicted model, not a curated record. Gene Ontology annotation, biological process: cilium assembly; smoothened signaling pathway.